Psilocybe cubensis is the source of this 2910-nucleotide messenger RNA. RefSeq lists its product as uncharacterized. The transcript has 6 exons. The record is from RefSeq and is a predicted model, not a curated record. The coding region runs from base 1 to 2910 and encodes 969 amino acids. NCBI's taxonomy places the organism in Eukaryota, Fungi, Basidiomycota, Agaricomycetes, Agaricales, Agrocybaceae.
AUGGCCUCUCCAGCCCCCUGCCCUGUCUUGGCUGAGCGGGCGGAUAUUCAUAAGUCCUGCAAAUCCAUCGAAACUUUGCUAAAUACUUUGAAUGAAUAUUGCGAAGCUGCCGGGGCCGUGGUAGCGCUACAAAAGAAACUCGCAAAAGCCCUAAGAGAUACUGCAGCGCACAAGGUUACUGGAGAGAUAUCAGCAAAUGCCAUGAAUGCUAGUGCAAGCAUCUAUGAUUCAUUGUCAGAUAUAGACUCCAAGUUCUCCAGAAUUGCAGACAAGGAGUACGAUCUAAUCAGCGCAGAAGUGAAGAAGUGGUUUAAGAAACUUGCUAAGGAAGAAAAAGCCCACGACGAACGAAUCUCAAAUGCAAACGCAAAGAUCAAACAAGCAGGACAAACUUACGAGAAAAAGUCCAAAAAGAAGACGACUGACGCUGGAGAGGAACAUGCACGGUAUAUCAAUUUAAUCAGCACAUUGGGCCCUGAAGUCUCACAGGAGAAAUACAACCACGCGCUUAACGUUACUCAAAAACACCUCGCAAUUACUUAUAACGUUGCCGCGAGCCUUUCUCGACUGGCAGAUACAGAAUGGCAAAAGUCUUGCGAAUGUAUUCGCAAGUUCUCUCCUGCGAUUGGUCCUCUUGGCCAAUGGCGAGCACUAUGCGAAGGAGGGUGGACUGGACCCAUUCCAGGAGAUUUGCCAGAUACAAAAGAUUCUAACGACGCAGUAGAAUCUGAGAAAGAGCCUACCAACUCGACAGAUCUGAAAUUGAAGCUUGGAGAAGAUAUACGACAACCUCAGCAAGUGGCUUCAUUGAGUCCUGAACCUCGCAUUCCACCCCCAGGAUAUUCGACUGGUCCUCCUUCUGCUUCCGCUAGUUCCAAUGAUCUGCUGAGAGAGCAAACGGCCCAGCAAAAUUCUCCCAAACUUUCUAGACAGCAAUAUUCCACCUCAAGCCAUAAUACCCCUGCGCAAUCAGGUACCGCAGCACCCACCACAUCGGAAGCUUUGGAGCCACCAAAACUCCCAUUUGUGGACACAGUUACAGGGUCUGUUCGCUCUCUGUCUGCUUUUCCGGUGCCUCCGAACCACUUCCCAAUUCCUCCCCCUCGAAGCCAGAAUUCAUCUCAGUUCCUCUCGUCGGUUGCUUCUUCCUCGAAUCUAGAUAUUCCAUCCGAAAGCCAAUUUCCAGAUUCUCCUGUCUCUGCAAACGAGCACCCUUCUAGCCCUGGAAUUCUUGAAGAAUUAUAUUCUAGAGCCAAUAAACACGGCUCUCUUGAUUCUCCUGUUUCUCCUCCAUCUCCUGAAAUCAAGUACAGGGAUCGGCCUCGCAUGACCGACGGAACAACUCGCGAACAAUAUAUUGACGCCAAUGGGCAGGAUAUACAACAACCUAUACCGUCAAGGCCACAGACAACUUUCUCUAUUGAACUAAUCAAUGAAAGCAGUCGAGACAAGCCUACACUGCGUCGCGAAGUACGGCACGUACCAUCUUCCUCUGCCGACUUGAAAUAUAGGAACGCUGAGCCACCGAGACGACGUAGUUUGGAUCAAGAAAGCCAGGGACUCGAAGCUGGGACCAGGACAGAAGAUGGUAAGGUACGAACGACUUCGAACGCAAAACACCCGCGGCUCGAAAGAAUGGACACAGGAGAAAGCAGGGGUAGUAUCGUUGCAGAAAUGCGUAAUAGAUAUUCCAGUAACCCUGAGUCAGCAUCUCCUCCGCCCAGAGAUGUUCCCCGACUGCCUCUCAGCGUCAAUGACCUGGCCACUCGGUAUCAAGCCACAGAUGCACCACUUUCGCCUCGACACAAGGCUGCAUUACCGCCUGUCUUGCGUCAACAAUCUUUACCUCUCCUAGAGACUACUGCUCACCAAGUUAAAGAAUCGUACCAAGACCGUUCAUCUGGACAAAGCCAGUCCAAGCAAGAGCAAGAUAAACGAAGGCAACUACGAUAUGAUGACAAGGCAGAGGCUGAGCGUAAAGCAAAGGAGCAAUCGUUGAGAGAGCGUGAGCGAGAGCUUGAAAUUCGUGCCCGAGAAUUGGAAAGGGAUCGCGCUCGACUUCAGACACUCCUCGAAGAUGAUAGACGGUCCAGCCCAAAUGUCUACCGUGAAGGAAGUAACAGUGGUCAAGCGCAAUCUACACAAUUUGGCCUGCGACCCAGAGAACGCCGUACAUCGCUUCGACACCAAUUGCAGCGGCCUUUGUCUCAAAUGGAUCUUGAAGACCUAGGGGAACUCACCCCAAGAGCUCCUUCGGGUGCUGGAAUCACCAGCACCAAUCGCCAACAUUCUGACAGCGCGAAGCACAUGGCUCUUCAUUCCUCUUCUGGUGUUGAUCUCCCUCUUUCACCUACACGACCCCUUCAUUCACCUAAAGCUGCUCAAAAUGCACCUCGUGCAUAUGACCUAUACCCGAGCAAUAGUGCAGGAUCGAAUUCCAACACAAGUAGUUACGAGAGUGCUACAUCUCAUGCGUCAUACUGUGGCUGUGAAACGUGCUCUGUCAAUAAGUACAAGUACUCUGGUUCAAGCACACCCAAGCAACAAUCCAACAAUGCCAAAUCCGAGAAGCCCACGAGGAGUAGUUGGAUUCGCCGCCUGAGCAUGCCAGUUGGCAACGCUUUCAGCCUUGACUCGAAGCGGCAUCAAAACAGUAACAGCACAGGAAAUAUUUAUGGACUGGGAAGCGGGGUCGAGAAUGUACCUACUGGCCCUAGUCGAGGCCUUUUCUUUAUGGACGGAAAGAAGAAUGCGAGUACGACUGCCUUGUUGUCAUCCAGCACCAGUGGAGAAAGUGGUCUUGCUGUGCAGGAAGAUGGCCGCCUGCGUCAUGGUAGGAGAAGCCUUGAAACUAGCGGUGGAAACAAUAAUCGCAGCAUGACUAACUUGGGCAACCUGGGACUACGAUAA